Molecule: messenger RNA, 2154 nt
Organism: Papilio polytes (common Mormon)
Lineage: Eukaryota; Metazoa; Arthropoda; Insecta; Lepidoptera; Papilionidae
Product: collagen alpha-1(IV) chain-like
Exons: 3
Coding region: 165-1859 (564 amino acids)
Cellular component (GO): extracellular region
Molecular function (GO): chitin binding
Source: RefSeq, a predicted model, not a curated record
UUCAGGUGACCCAGUUUAUUUGGGUACGAUUUCGAAUGGCACCCCUUGCCGCGAAGUGGUGGUUGUUUGGGCAAUGCACAUAAAAUGCCCCGAACGGGACCAACAGUGCACAGUUCGCGCCGACACGCUAGCGCUCCGUACGCACACGAUUUAGUUUAAGGACAAUGAGGAGCACCAACGACAUGUUUCGUUUGACAACGUUUUUCAUUCUUCUGGCAUCAACCUUCGCCCAAAAAGGUUACGAAUACAAUAAACCAGGUACACCCUUUAACCAGGGACCUCAGCAAAAUGGACCAGGAUACCCAGGACAAACAGGCUCUUCAGUCAAUCAGUAUCCUUCAUCACCUACAUCACCAUCUUACCCUAAUCAACAAAACGAUGCUUAUCCAAGUGGUGGUGCCGGACCGACACCCGGGUACCCAUCUGGACCUUCAAACUACCCUUCUGCCGGAGCUAACCAAAACUACCCAGGAAAUAACCAACCUCAAACUGGAUAUCCCGGAUCAGUCCCAUCUUAUCCAAAUCAAGGAAUUACUGGUCCCAGUACAAGCUAUCCCGGGCAAACAGGGUCCAAUUACCCAGGACAAUCUCAAAACUUCCCCAACCAAAAUGGACAAACAGCAGGUCGGCCCGGAAUUUCUAACACAAGUCCCAGUAACUCCGGUGCUCCGAGUUUGAUUCCUAGCUCACCUGGAUUUGGACCUACCACACCCGGAUUCGGCCCUGUGUCACCUGGAUUCAGACCUGGAUCACCUGGAUUUGGCCCUGGAUCGCCUGGUUUUGGACCAGGGUCUCCUGGAUUUGGCCCUGGCAGUCCUGGUUUCGGCGGAGAUGACACGGGAGCGUACGAAGGUGGUGACUACUCGGCUAUACCUGGAGAGCCAGAUAAAGACUAUCCUAUACUCUCUGAGAUACCUGAAACUAGUUUUAGCUGUGGGGCACAACCUUAUCCUGGGUACUACGCUGAUAUUGAGACUCGCUGUCAAGUUUUCCAUGUGUGUGCCAACAAUAUCACAUAUGACUUCCUUUGCCCCAACGGUACGAUUUUCUCUCAAGAAGUUUUUGUUUGCGUCUGGUGGAAUCAGUUUGACUGCAACUCUGCGCCCAGUUUCUUUGAACUUAAUGCCAAUCUAUAUGAUUACUCCAUAAAAGGACCUGGACUAACAGAUUUUGGCCAACAACAAGGAUCGCCUUUCCCUGGAAAUGUUGGCCCUCAGGGCCCGUCAAACUACCCGAAUAUACCAGGUACAUCUCCCGGGAUUCAAGGAACGGUAGGUCCUUCAGAUUAUCCUGGAUCCACAGGACCACAGGGAUCUCAAGGUGCAUCAUCUUAUCCUAUUGGUCCUCAAGGACCGUCGCAGAAUUAUCCCUCAGGCCAAGGUACUCAGAGCCCACAAGGGCCAUCUUCCUUCCCAAAUCAACAAGGCCCAUCAUACCCUGGACAAAGCUCAUCAUAUCCUGGCCAACAAGGUUCAUCUUCCUAUCCAGGUCAGCAAGGUCCCUCUUCCACGUAUCCAGGCCAACAAAGCCCUUCCCCUUCUUACCCGGGACAACAGGGUCCGUCAUCGUCUUACCCUGGGCAACAAGGGGGCACGUCUUCUUACCCUGGACAACAGGGAGGACCGUCCUCUUACCCUGGUAGCUCUGGAUAUCCAACAUCAACAUCAUCAUCUCAAGGUCAACAAGGAUCUAACUAUCCAUCAUCUCAAAGUCAAUCGAAUUACCCUGGUGGCAGUCAAGGAUACCCAUCUGGAAAACCUAAUGGGCCCAGUUUCCCAAGUGGCAGUACAAGGCCUCAGGGCGACAGGUAUCCAUCACAACAACCGAACAGGGAGUACCUUCCUCCUAGAAAUCAAUAACAAGUCCGUACCAACGACCAUAGCAUUCUUAAAUGUUUAACUCAUAGAUUAGUAUUCUAAGUACAAAAAGUAUUAUGUAUGUUAAAGAUUGUAAAAUUUAAUGCCAGUAUGAUGCGUUGUCAAACGAGUUAGUUGGUGCUACAGAAAUAUUAGAUAUAUACGUAUAGUUAUUAGAUAACUAUUUGACUAAUAAGUCUUCGUAACUUUGUUACAAAUAAGGAAAAUCACUACGGACUUAAAUUGUGAUUAAGGAAAUUUGAAAUGCGAUUCCGAUUUAACGAAAGUUACCAAAACU